AAGGACGAAAGUUCUAAAUUUUGGGCUGCAUACAAAAAAGUGUCCAGUGAAUAUGACAACGACAUGUUAGAGAGGUGUAAUGGCAAUAUGGAUAUAGUCCUGAUCUUCGCUGGUCUGUUCUCAGCCGCCAAUACUGCGUUCAUCAUUGCAAUGCAACCGAAUCCUGUCGACACUACCAAUGCUCUUGUAUUUCAACUCAUCCAGAUUACAUUGUACGGCUCUUCUGCCGCCCAGCCAAACCUUUCGCCAUCCACUAGUUACUCUCCUUCAAAUGUCUGGACACAGGCGCUUGCAUAUGCAAGCCUUGCGUUCAGUCUUGUAGCCGCCUUUGGUGCUAUGCUGGGCAAGCAAUGG
Suillus clintonianus is the source of this 354-nucleotide messenger RNA. RefSeq lists its product as uncharacterized. The record is from RefSeq and is a predicted model, not a curated record. Lineage: Eukaryota; Fungi; Basidiomycota; Agaricomycetes; Boletales; Suillaceae. The annotation marks the transcript as partial. The transcript has 2 exons.